Messenger RNA from Sesamum indicum (sesame), 1156 nucleotides. Lineage: Eukaryota; Viridiplantae; Streptophyta; Magnoliopsida; Lamiales; Pedaliaceae. The record is from RefSeq and is a predicted model, not a curated record.
UUAACACAUUCCCACCUACUAAUCCUAGAAUUAGCCACUAGAAUCCGUCCCACCUGCGAACUAGCAAGCACCUCUUGUCUGAAAUCUUCGCUUUUUCCAAACAAGUGACGUCACAAGCAAGUGUCAGCAGGGUGACGUACGUCAGAGUGGUCCUGAUUCAAGAAUCCCUAUGCUGGUUUUAUUUUAAUGAUCAGUGCUUGGAAACAGUAAUCAUCUGAAACCCUCAACAUUCUUAAACUUUCCCAUUCGAGGGUCCCUUUCUGCUGAAUUCAAGAACCAAAUCCCACGCUUUAAAUCACCUCAUACUGAACUCCUCUCCUCACUGAAAUUCCCUACUUUAUUCAAAUACCACUACCAAUUAUUACAAUAUAAUUUAUGUAUACACACACACUAUAUAUAUACAUAUAUAGUGAGGUAUGUACAUUACAUUUGGUUGUGACUGAGUGGAGAUCAAGAUGGAUGAGAAUCCAAAGGAUCACAGAGCCAAAGAAGAGAAAGAGGGUGGCGGGGAGGUGAGAUUCCGGGGGGUGAGGCGGCGGCCGUGGGGGAAGUUCGCGGCUGAGAUAAGGGAUUCUAAUAACCACGGCGCCCGAGUGUGGCUGGGGACCUUCGCCACGGCGGAGGAGGCGGCGAGAGCUUAUGACAGGGCGGCGUACACUAUGCGGGGUUGUUUUGCUGUUCUUAAUUUCCCUGAGGAGUAUCCCUCAUUUGCUUCUCAUUCGUCGUCGACAUCGUGGUCGUCGCUAUCAUGUUCAUCAUCAUCGACGUCGUCGACUAUGGUGGCGUCGUCGUCGUCGACUAUGGUGGCGUCGUCGACUAUGGUGGCGUCGUCGUCGUCGUCGUCGAGAUCGAAAGCAGAGGUGGGAAAGGAAGUGUUCGAGUUCGAGUACUUGGACAAUAAGUUGCUGGAGGACCUUCUUGAAUUCGGAGAGAAGAAACCCGACUAAUUGUAAUAAUGAAUAGUUUUUGUUUUUGGAUUUUUCUUGUUUUGAUUCAGUAGUCGCAUUAAUUAGUUAGUGGACAAAUGAACACCUUUUUAGUUGACUUGUUUUGGACAAAUAAAAAACAUAUGUAAUAAGGGGAUGAUGAUGAUGAGGCUUUUUUCUAUGUAAAGCUGUCAAAUUUAUUUCUUUUCAAGAACUCCCCUGUUUUCUCA